AUGGAAGCUAAUGAGAUCACCAAGAAGUUCUUAGAAGGCAAAGAGAAGAGGGCCCAGGACAGAACCCGGGAUGCCUACAGCUCAGGGGAGCAGAGCCUGGAUGAAGAGAUGGUAGAAGAAAAUAUGGAGACCCCAGUGGAAGAGCUGCCACCAUACCUGCGAGAGGAUCCCCCUGAAGAUCCAAAUGAAGCCCCCGGGCAGCUGGAGGAGCGAGGAGGGGUGAUCUGGAGAGUGACGGGGGGGCUCUUCAGCAUCACCAAGGGAGCCGUGGGGGCCACGCUAGGAGGAGUCGCCUGGGUGGGAAGCAAGAGCCUGGCGUUCACCAAGACGGCCGUGACCACGGUGCCCACGGCCGGCAUGGGGCUGGUGAAGGGCGGCGUGUCCGCCGUGAGCAGCGGCGUGGGGGCCGUGGGCUCCGCCGUGGUCGGGAAAGUCCCUUUCGCUACCAGGAAGAAGGAUAAGUCUGACUAG
Gracilinanus agilis (Agile Gracile Mouse Opossum) is the source of this 471-nucleotide messenger RNA. Its product is annotated as transmembrane protein 263-like. The record is from RefSeq and is a predicted model, not a curated record. Lineage: Eukaryota; Metazoa; Chordata; Mammalia; Didelphimorphia; Didelphidae. The transcript has 3 exons. The coding region runs from base 1 to 471 and encodes 156 amino acids.